Xenopus laevis (African clawed frog) is the source of this 2905-nucleotide messenger RNA. It is a transcript of the gene rnf114.S, whose product is annotated as ring finger protein 114 S homeolog. Gene Ontology annotation, cellular component: cytoplasm. The coding region runs from base 66 to 737 and encodes 223 amino acids. The transcript has 6 exons. Gene Ontology annotation, molecular function: ubiquitin protein ligase activity; ubiquitin-protein transferase activity. Gene Ontology annotation, biological process: protein ubiquitination; protein polyubiquitination; ubiquitin-dependent protein catabolic process. NCBI's taxonomy places the organism in Eukaryota, Metazoa, Chordata, Amphibia, Anura, Pipidae. The record is from RefSeq and is a predicted model, not a curated record.
GAGGCUUGGAACGCUUGUGUUUGAGGAUGUGAUAGGGAAACUAAAGAAGGGAAAAUAAUUCUUUGAUGGCGGGGCAGCAGCAGCAGUGCAGCUCCGGGGCAGCCCAGGACAAUGACAUUUUCGAGAAAUACACCUGCCCCAUCUGCCUGGAUCUCUUCCAGACUCCCGUCAGAAUGGUCUGCGGACAUAUAUUCUGUGCGUCGUGUCUGCAUCAGUGCACAUAUAACAAAAACUUCACGUGCGGCGUGUGCCGGAGAAAGCUAAAGACUGAGAGCUGCGCCAUGGAUUUGAUAUAUCAAAUGGAAAAGAUUGAGGAAUCGUGCAAAGGCUGCAAUAAAAAAGUCAAACUUUCAAAGAUGAGAGAGCACUUGGCCGCUUGUUCAAAAUAUGAAAAAUAUGUCAUGAAUGGGAUUAAGUCUGUCAAGAUGGGCAAGCCCCAGGAAGCUGGUGAUGUCCCAAACCGCUUCACCUUUACCUGCCCCUACUGCCAGGAACAUAACCUCUCUCAGGAAGGGUUAGUGGAUCAUUGCAAGAGGUUACACAUGAUGGAUCCAACUCCUGUGGUUUGCCCAAUCUGUGCCUCCAUGCCAUGGGGAGAUCCAGCUUACAGGAGCGCCAACUUCAUAGAGCACAUUAAUCGUAGACAUCGCUUCUCCUAUGACACCUUUGUGGAUUACAGCGCAGACGAAGAAGCCAUGAUAAACGAAGCAUUAGUGCGUUCUGUUUCGGACAACUGAGCCGUCUCAGCUUCUGCAGACGGGAUCGGACGCAGGAAUUCCUGCGAGGCUGCGCCCACCGUGGUGGCAACUUGGCAAUAGCCUUCCGACAGCUUCCUCUGUGUUUUCUUUUUUUCGUUUCGUAUAUGUUUAUAUAUUUCCCUCAUGUUUAAAAAAACAAAUAGAAAUGAGGUGCUUCUUUCAAUAUAUCCUGUGAAUGUAUUCGAGUGGUCGUUUGUGUAUGUGGAAACCAAAUACCACCCGGUUCAUUUUCUUGUUUUGUAGCUUUAGGGUGGUGGCAGCCGGGGAGAUUAGUCGCCCAAUGACAAAUCUUCUCUACUGCAGGCCACUAAUCUCCCCAAAUGCCUUCCCAUCGGCAAGAAUACGAAUCACCGGCGGGGUGGCUUCUUAUGCAGAACUCGCCCGAAGUUGCCUCAUGAGGAAACCGGGCGACUUCGUAAAUCCAAAGUGAUUCGUAUGUCAUCCCGCCGGCGAUUUGUAUUCUUGCUGACGGGAAGGCAUUUGGGGAGAUUAGUCGCCCGCAAUAGAGAUUUGUCGCUGGGCAACUAAUAACCCAGUCUGCUCUCCACCCUUAAAGGACAAGUAACACAAAAUACUUAGUAAAAAAGUAAUUCCUCCCUCCCUCCAAUAAUACUGCCAUCCUGGAAAACGUUAUCUACUGUAUCUUUAAUAUUUAAAACAUAAAGAAUGCAAUAAAAUUUCAUUUCCGGUCUGGUUUGAAAAGGUGAUGUGACGACCUGCACUUACGUGUGCGCUCUGACGUCCUCCUAGCCGGCUUCUAUUUAAAACCAGAAGCUACUGGCUGUGCUUUAGGAAUGAUUUUCAGCCUGCCUUCUCCGUCUUUUUUACGUUCCUGACGAAUUUAGGUUUGGAGAGAGGGUGCAUGUUUAUCUCCUAAGCUUCAUUUAUUUCUCUAAAAGCAGACAGGUCAUCCAUAACUCUGUCAAUACCAAAGAAAAGCCAGGACAAAGUCUGUCAGGCUCAUUUAUAAACACUGGGCAAAUUUGCACCUGGGCAGUAACCCAUAGCAACCAAUCAGUGGCUGGCUUUUUACAGGCAGCUGCAGGUUGAGGGCAGGACUCCAAGGACGAUUCCAACGCGCUGCACAAAAACGCAGGCUUCACAUCAGAUGCGACGGAAAUAAGGUAAGUAAUUCUAUUCUCAGAUCAUGUCGCAGCGUUGAUGCGACACGACUGUCUGAUACAGGUCCAGCGUCUGCAUCCGACAGUCGUGUGACAUCGGAAAUAGCAUGCAGCCUCUGCAUCCAACAGUCGUGUCGCAUUAAUGCUGCGACACAAUCCGACAAUAGAACUACUUGCCUUAUUUCCGACGUGACGCCUGCGUUUUUGCGCAUCGCGGCGGGAUCUUCCGUGGAGUCCUACCCUGAAAGCAAGCAUUUGAUUGGUUGCUAUGGGUUACUGCCCAUGUGCAGAUUUGCCCAGUGUUUAUAAAUGAGCCCCAGUAUGUUCAUGCUCUUGCUCCUUUUACUGCUCUUAGGGAAAUAAAUCAUGCUAAGCAAAAGGGAGAACAAUGCAGGCUGAAAUCAUUCGUAAAGCACAGCAAGUAACUUCUCAGUUUUAAAAAGAAGCCGGCUAGCAGGACAUCGGAGCACGCACGUAAGUGCAGGUGGCCACGUUGUUUUUAAACCAGAACGGAAGUGAGAUUUUAUUGCAUUAUUGUUGUUAUAAAUAUUAAAUAUAGAUAACUUUGUCCAGGCAGUAUUGGAGGGAGGAGGAAUUAAUUUUUUACUUAUACAUUUUUAUUGUUACUUGUCCUUUAAGGCUAAAGGUGCAUUAGGCUGGCAUUUUCCAGCCCUACAGUGUCUAAAACUGCCCCUGCUGGCCAUAAUGGGAACUGUCCAAAGGUUCUCAACAUGAAAAUGUGCUAGAAAGGUUAGAAAUACCAGCAAUGGCACCUAUGGGUAGUUCUCAUUGCAGCCAGAAGUAGGUGCUCAGGGUGCUUUUGUGUGCUGACUGCUAUAUGCCUUAUAUGCCUUCAGCCUAAGAACGCUGCAGUUUCAUGUUGAGCCUGUGAAUGGUACCUUGAUUAAGAGCAAUGUUAAUGUCUUAUGUUUUUCAGGGAGCUGAAGUAUCUGUACCUCUUAUGUAAAUGAGUAAUAUUUAACAAAUUGCACCUUUUAUUAAAACACUUUCAUUUUUCACCCCAAA